AUGACGAGCAAAGACCUCCGAAAUAUUAGAGCAAACACACACAUUGCAGAGCGCACAGAAGCACACGAUGGCAGACGACAAAAUGGAGAAAGCGGCGAUGGAUAAAAUGGUGCAGGAGACAGAGAUGGAGGAGCCUGGGCUUUUUGAGCAGCUCGUCCAGCCCUGUAUGGCGGAGCUGGUGGGCACCGCUUUCUUUGUGUUGAUGGGCUGUUUGUGUGUGAUCGAGAGCGCGCAGGAGGGGCACACUCUGCAGGCCGCGCUCGUGCACGGGCUCGCGUUGGCAGUGGUCAUCGGCUGUAUGGUAGAGAUCAGUGGUUCACAUUUCAAUCCAUCAUUCACCUUCGCCGUCUUCCUCAGUGGUGGCCUGGAGCUGAAAAUGGUGUUGCCGUACCUGAUCUCUCAGCUCUCUGGAGGUCUGCUCGGUGCCGUCAUGGCCAAAGGAAUGACAUCUAGCGAGAAAUAUGCACAAGCUCAAGGUGCUGCAUUUACAGUUCUCCAGGCUGAUGAUCACAUUAUCAAGGCGUUGUUUGCAGAAGCUGCCAUGACGUGUCUGGCUACCUUGGCGGUCUUACUGUCGGCGGUCAAUGGCAGGAGCAAAACCCAUAUGUUUCCAUUUCUGGUGGGCUGCACAGUCAUGGUUAAUGUGCUGGCGGGGGCUGAGGUGUCUGGUGCGUGUCUGAAUCCUGCAAGGGCUCUGGGUCCUGCGGUGCUGACCAACUACUGGACUCACCACUGGAUCUACUGGGUGGGUCCCAUCACCGGUGGACUCAUUGCUGCUGCAUUAGUCAGGCUUUUCCUGGGUGACAACGAUACCCGUAUACUGAUGAAGUAA
Messenger RNA from Danio aesculapii, 832 nucleotides. RefSeq names its product aquaporin 8b (gene aqp8b). The transcript has 5 exons. NCBI's taxonomy places the organism in Eukaryota, Metazoa, Chordata, Actinopteri, Cypriniformes, Danionidae. Gene Ontology annotation, cellular component: plasma membrane. The coding region runs from base 68 to 832 and encodes 254 amino acids. The record is from RefSeq and is a predicted model, not a curated record. Gene Ontology annotation, molecular function: water channel activity. Gene Ontology annotation, biological process: transmembrane transport.